Daphnia magna is the source of this 461-nucleotide messenger RNA. RefSeq lists its product as uncharacterized. Bases 102 to 461 code for a protein of 119 amino acids. The record is from RefSeq and is a predicted model, not a curated record. The transcript is spliced from 2 exons. NCBI's taxonomy places the organism in Eukaryota, Metazoa, Arthropoda, Branchiopoda, Diplostraca, Daphniidae.
CCAGUUUGGUGCAACCUCAAACAAAAAAGCAUUGGCAAUUUUAGUAUUUUUGGUGGGAAACGAAUGAAAGUGAACAAUUUUUGUAAUGGGUGUAGUUUACAAUGCCUGAACUUUCAAUAUUUUCAAAAAAUCUUGAACCGAUAGCAAAGAAUCGGUUGUUAGAGCUUUUGUCGUCGUUGAAAAUUGAUGAUCCAAACUGGAUUGACGAAAAUCUUUGGAAAAAAUAUCGUGAUGCCAUUCUAAUUGUUCCGGCAGUGACGUGGCCUAAGCUAAUUGACUAUUUUCAAAAUGAAAAAAGUCGAAAUACUGGAGAACCACUGCAAGUUCAAAAAGAAGUUAUUGCUGCCAUGGAGCAGAAUCUGGAUAACCAAUGGUUUAGGGACUUUAGUGGGUUAGAGCUGACAAGCAACACAGUCGUGCUGAAAGCCAAGGUUACAGCAUCACAAACAACAAACAACUAG